Molecule: messenger RNA, 4128 nt
Organism: Schistocerca gregaria
Lineage: Eukaryota; Metazoa; Arthropoda; Insecta; Orthoptera; Acrididae
Exons: 1
Coding region: 1-4128 (1375 amino acids)
Molecular function (GO): protein binding
Source: RefSeq, a predicted model, not a curated record
AUGAAGGUGAUCAAUAAUUUACUGGUAGUAGCGAUUGUACUGGUUGGGAUUUCAGCAGCAUUUUCGGCGGAACGGAGUGAUGAGCCUUCGAAGAAAUUUGUGAUAGAGCUGAACAGUCUGUUCACCGAUAUCAGUCAAGUAAUUUCAGAAGAUAAGUAUUGCGAUGACCCAAAAAUAUCUUGCGAUAGGUCUAAUCGUAUCACUGCUGUUAGAUUAAUUAAUGUUAAACUGCCUACUUUUCCUGAAAUCAGUUUAAUAAAUGAUACAUUAAAUAGUUUAACAAUAUCUAGAAGUCUGAAAGGUGAGAUUUCAAGUCAAAUCUACUCACUUACCAAGUUGCAAUAUCUGGUUCUAUCAGGGAACAAUUUUAGUGGUGGUAUAAGUACUGAGAUUAAAAAUUUGAAUAAACUGUGGCAUCUUGACUUAUGUAAUUCAAGUCUAUCUGGUAGGAUACCUGAUACUCUGUAUUCACUGACCCAAUUGCAAUAUCUGAAUCUGAAAAAUAACAAGUUUGAUGAUAGAUUAAUUGAUGACAUUGAAAAUCUGAAUCAAUUACAUCACCUUGACUUGAAUAACUCAGGUCUAUCUGGUUGGAUACCUAGUACUCUGUAUUCAUUGACUGAAUUGAAAUAUCUGGGUUUAGGUAAUAAUAAAUUUGUUAAAUUUAUAAGUAACAACAUUAAAAAUCUGAAAAAAUUAAAGAACCUUGAUUUAGCCAAUUUUGGUCUACGCGGUUCGAUACCUGAUGGUGUAUAUUCAUUGAGCAAAUUGGAAUAUCUGGAUAUGCAAGGGAAUGCAUUUAUUGGUAAUUUAAGUGAUGACAUUGGAAGGCUAGAUAACUUAUAUUAUCUUGACAUAAGUAACUCAAUUCUAACUGAUGAGAUACCUAAUACUCUGUAUUCAAUGACUAAAUUGCAAUACCUGGAUUUACGAGGGAACUAUUUCAGUGGCUGUUUAAGUACUGAAAUUGGAGAGCUGAGUCAACUAUACUAUCUUGAUUUAAGUCAGUCAAGUCUAUCUGGUUCGAUACCUGAUACUCUCUAUUCAUUGACUAAAUUGCAAUAUCUGAAUCUAGAAAAUAACAAGUUUAAUGGUAUUUUGAGUAAUAAAAUUGGAAAUCUGCUUAACUUAUAUUACCUUGAUUUAAGUGGGUUAAAUCUACAUGGUGGGAUUUCUGAUAGUCUUCUGUAUUCGCUGUCCAAAUUGCGAUAUCUAGAUCUAGGAAAUAACAGUUUUAGUGGUGGCUUAAGCGCUGAAAUUAAAGAACUGAAUAGAUUGUAUCAUCUUGACUUAAGUAAUUUAAAUCUAUCUGGUUCGAUACCUGAUAGUCUAUAUUCACUGACCGGAUUGGAAUAUCUGAAUCUGCGUGGAAAUAAUUUUAUUGGCAAUUUAAGUUCUGAUAUUUUAAAUUUGAGUAAAUUACAUUACCUUGACUUAAGCAGAUCAAGUUUAUCUGGUAAGAUACCUGAUACUCUAUACUUACUGAGUAAAUUGCAAUAUCUGAACCUAAAAAAUAAUAAUUUUACUGGUAAUUUAAGUACUGAUAUUUGGAAUUUGAAUAAAUUAUACUAUCUUGAUUUAAGUGGGUCAAGUCUCUCUGAUUCGAUACCUGAUACUCUGUAUUCAAUGACCGAACUAAAAUAUCUGAAUCUAGAAAACAACAAUUUUAUUGGUUAUUUGAAUGCCAAGAUUAGGAAAUUGAGUCAACUAUACUAUCUUGAUUUAAGUAACUCGAGCCUAUCUGGUUCGAUACCUGAUGGUCUGUAUACAUUGACCAAGUUGCAAUAUCUGAACCUAAAAAAUAACAAUUUUGAUGGUAGUUUAAGUAAGGACAUUGGAAAGCUGUAUAAUUUAUACUAUCUUGGAUUAAGUAACUCAAGUCUAUCUGGUGAGAUACCUAAUACUCUGUAUUCAAUGACUAAAUUGCAAUACCUGGAUUUACGAGGGAACCAUUUCAAUGGCUGUUUAAGUACUGAAAUUGGAGAGCUGAGUCAACUAGAGUAUCUUGAUAUAAGUAACUCAAGUCUGUCUGGUCCGAUACCUGAUACUCUGUAUUCAUUGACCAAAUUGCAAUAUCUGAAUCUAGAAAAUAACAGGUUUAAUGGUGGUUUAAGUGACGACAUUAGAGAGCUGCAUAAUUUAUACUAUCUUGACUUAAGCAACUCAAGUCUAUCUGGUGAGAUACCUGAGGGUCUGUAUUCAUUGACCCAAUUGAGAUAUUUAAAUCUGCAAGGAAACAGUUUUAGUGGUAGUUUAAAUAAUAACAUUGGAACUCUAAGUAAAUUAUAUCAUCUUGACUUAAGUAACUCAACUCUAUCUGGUGAGAUACCUAAUACUCUGUACUUACUGAAUAGAUUGAAAUAUCUGAAUUUGCAAGGAAACCAUUUUGAUGGCCAUUUAAGUUUUGAAGUUUAUAAGCUAGAUCAAUUAAACUAUCUUGAUUUAAGCAACUCAAGUCUGUCUGGUGAGAUACCUAAUACUCUGUAUUUACUAAAAAAUUUAGAAUACUUGAAUCUAAAAAAUAACAAAUUUAAUGGUGGUUUAAAUGAUAGUAUUGUAAAGCUGGGUAAAUUAUAUCAUCUUGACUUAAGUAACUCAAGUCUGUCUGGUGAGAUACCUAAUACUCUGUAUUCAAUGACUGAGUUAAAAUAUCUGAAUCUAAAAAAUAACAAUUUUACUGGUCAUUUGAGUGCUGAUAUUUGGAAUUUGAAUAGAUUACAAUAUCUUGAUUUAAGUGGGUCAAGUCUAUCUUGUGAGAUACCUGAUGCUCUGUACUUACUGAGUGAAUUGAAAUAUCUGAGUCUACAAGGAAACAAUUUAAAUGGAAGUUUAAGUAGUGAAAUUAGAAAACUGAAUAAGUUAUAUCAUCUUGACUUAAGUGGAUUAAAUCUGUCUGGUUCGAUACCUGAUAGUCUAUAUUCACUGGUCCAAUUGCAAUAUCUGAACCUGCGAGGGAAUAAUUUUAAUGGUGGUUUAGGUGACAGCAUUAUAAAGCUGAGUAGAUUGUAUCAUCUUGACUUAAGUGACUCAAAUAUAUCUGGUUCGAUACCUAAUACUCUGUAUUCGCUAACCCAGUUGCAAUAUCUGGGAUUGGGGGGGAGCAAAAUUUCUGGCUGUUUAAGUACUAACAUUGGAAGGCUGAAUAGGUUGUAUCAUCUUGACUUAAGUAACUUGAAUCUGUGUGGUGAGAUAUCUGAUAGUCUAUAUUUAAUGACCAGAUUGAAAUAUCUGAACCUACAAGGGAACAAUUUUAAUGGUGGAUUGGGUGUUGAGAUUAGGAAGCUGAUUCAAUUAUAUUAUCUUGACUUAAGUGGGUCAAGUCUGUCUGGUCGGAUACCUGAUACUCUGUAUUUACUUACCAGACUGCAAUACCUAAAUCUAAAAGAUAAUAAUUUUAUUGGUCAGCUAAACACCAAGGCGAUUAGGAGGCUGAGUCAAUUACAUUAUCUUGAUUUAAGUGGAUUAAGUCUAUCUGGUGAGGAGGUACCUCAGGGUCUGUAUUCGUUGACAAAAUUGGAAUAUCUGAAUCUACAAGGAAACAAUUUUAAUGGUCAUUUAAGUACUGAAAUUGUGAACCUGAGUAAAUUACAUUAUCUUGACUUAAGUGGGUUAAAUUUGUCUGGUUCUAUACCUAGUAGUCUCUAUUCAAUGACCGAAUUGCGAUAUCUGAAUCUUAUGAACAACAGUAUCAAUGGUAGUUUGUCAUCUAAUAUUGGUAAUCUGAUUAAUCUAGUUAAUCUAAAUUUGCGUUCGAAUGAAUUGAGUGGUACUAUACCAAAUGAAAUUGGCAAUUUAAUUAAUCUUGAAGUUUUAGAAAUGCGAGAGAAUCAGUUUGAAGGCGAAAUUCCUGAUCUGAGUGGUCUGAAAAAUUUGAUGUAUAUGAACAUUAGCUCAACAAAAAACAGUUUAAAUGCGAAAUGUGAUGAUAACAUGUUACCUCCGUCUAUUAAUAAGGAGAAUUGUUUGAUUGAACCUGUGCAUAUAUCGUGUAACGAAAUUACACGCUGUCAAUACGUCAUUGGACCUAUAACCAAAUCAUCAGUUGUUUCAAUGUCCUAUACAUCCGGAUUGAAGAUGACUAUUGCGGUGAUUCUGCUUACAGCUGAAAUAGAAAUGGCUUUAAAUUAA